ACAUUCUGUGCUACGCCUUUGGUCUUAUGGGGCGUCUCGGCUAUUCGCACAGCAGAUGAAAUAAAAGCACACAGGUAUGUGUUUGGGACAGUAAUUUGAGCCAGGACGAGUCCAUAAUGGGUGACAGCAGUUGCAGUAACGGUGUCCAGAAGAAAAUGUUGUCGGACCCUCAGCUCUUCGAUGCAGAGUUUGAAAGGCUUGUGUCUGAACUUACAGAGCAGGACUUCACUGAUCCAGUUCUCAGUGAUGCCCUCAACAGACUCCGAGAGGUUCUUCAGUACAAUGCCCCUGGAGGCAAGAGAAACCGAGGCUUGUCUGUGAUUGGUUCACUACGGGAGCUGGUGUCUCCAUCUGAGCUGCCAACUGAGGAAGUUCAUCGAGCUCUUUUGGUUGGAUGGUGCAUUGAACUGCUUCAAGCUUUUUUCUUGGUGGCUGAUGACAUCAUGGAUUCAUCCGUGACAAGAAGAGGUCAACCCUGCUGGUAUAAGAAGGAAGCUAUUGGUCUGGAUGCUAUUAAUGAUGCUUUCCUUCUGGAGGGCUCGAUUUACCGUCUUCUUCGCAGACAUUGCAGAGGACAACCCUACUAUGUCCAUCUGCUUGAACUAUUUACAGAGACAUCUUUUCAGACCGAGUUGGGUCAAGCUCUUGAUCUUAUGACAGCACCUCCACAUAAAAUAGACCUCAACCGCUUUACGAUGGAGAGAUACAAAGCCAUUGUGAAGUAUAAGACAGCGUUCUACUCCUUUUAUCUUCCUGUGGCUGCUGCUAUGUACAUGGCUGGCAUUGAGAAUGAGAUCGAACACCACAAUGCUAAAACAAUUUUACUCGAGAUGGGAGAGUUCUUUCAGAUACAGGAUGACUACCUGGAUUGCUUUGGUGACCCUGCGGUGACUGGAAAGAUUGGCACAGAUAUCCAGGACAAUAAAUGCAGCUGGCUGGUGGUGAAGGCACUGGGAAUCAUGACACCCGAACAGAGGGCAGAGCUAGAGGCAUGUUACGGCCGUAGUGAUGCUGAAAGUGUUGAAAGGGUCAAGGCUUUGUAUGAUACUCUGGAAAUGCCCCUGCGAUAUCAUCAGCACGAGGAGGAGAGCUAUCACCGCCUGCAAAAACUGAUCCAGCUUCAUGCUAAGAAUCUGCCUCAUGCUGUUUUUCUUAAUUUUGCCAAGAAAAUAUACAAGAGGAACAAAUGAGGUGGGCUGCAAGAAACUGUAAGGACUUCAAUGAAACCGGGUAUUUUAGAUACGUAGACUAGGGUCAACAAAAUAUGCAGUGAGGGGUUUUAAUAGUUAAAUAAAUAUGGAUGUAAUAGAUUUUAACCGCACUUUAAAUAUACUUUCAAGAAGUCAAGAAAGAAGUAGUUUAGUUUAUGUUACUUAUUUGUGUUUUUCCUCUUUAAGUGCAGCAAAAAUGCAAUAAAUUGUGGAUUUACUGUAGUAUGAUGCAGUUUACUGCAAACAGCGUACAUGGACAACACAUCAUUUGUCAGUGUUUUAAUUGGAGUACAUGUGUAUGAAAAAUAUAUUUUGAUUGACUGCUGUAUUGUCUUUUCAACAUCACUAGGAGAUCUAGAAUGUUUAGGGCAUGGUUGGAAAAGGAUAUACAUCAUAUGUUUAAGGCUGAAAACCAACUGCUGAAGGCAUCUAGACGCACACAUUCAUUGAAAGAGUGUUUUUAUAUAAAAUAUUUGCCCACCUGGAACACAGUGGGAUUGCUGUUCAUUCAGAAUCCUUCUAUCUGUUUGCUUCUUUUCUUGUGUGUCACACUUUAUGUCUACAUUUGGGAAUAUUUGUUAACCAAAUUAGUCACAGAUGAACAAUAGUCAUUAAUCAUUUCUUAAUCUUACAGCUCUCAUUUGUUAGUUAACAAAUGCUGCAAAGAAACAAAAACAUUUAAUAUUAAUUUAUGUUAGUUACUGCAGCUAAUGUUAACAAAUGAGACUGAGUUGUAAAGUGUUACUGUUUAUUGUUAUGAACCGAAUGAUUGUACCGAACGCUUAUACACUACACCAGAUACAUACAGUUGAAGUCUGAAUUAAUAGCCCCCCUUUGAUUUUUUUUUUCUUUUUUUAAAUAUUUCCGAAAUGAUGUUUAACAGAGGAAGGAAAUUUUCACAGCAUGUCUGAUAAUAUUUUUUCCUCUGGAGAAAGUCUUAUUUGUUUUAUUUUGGCUAGAAUAAAAGCAGUUUUUAAUUUUUUAUAAACAAUCUUAAGGUGAAAGUUAUUAGCCCCUUUAAGCUAUAUUUAUCUCAAUAGUCUACAGAACAAACCAUCGAUAUACAAUAACUUGCCUAAUUACCCUAACCUGCCUAGUUAACCUAAUUAACCUAGUUAAGCCUUUAAAUGUCACUUUAAGCUGUAUAGAAGUGUCUUGAAAAUAUCUAGUCAAAUAUUAUUUACUGUCAUCAUGGCAAAGAUAAAAGAAAUCAGUUAUUAGAAAUGAGUUAUUAAAACUAUUAUGUUUAGAAAUGUGCUGAAAAAAAUCGUCUUUCUGUUAAACAGCAAUUUGGGUGGGGGUGGGGGGGGGAAUAAAUGGAGGCUAAUAAUUCUGAAUUCAACUGUAUAUACGUCUCUCACACAUUCAGUGAGUGAUCAUCAUUGCUGUGUAUGGAUUAUAGAAAGAUAUUCAGUGUGCUUUAAAUAAAGAUUAGAUUCAGCA
Messenger RNA from Danio aesculapii, 2654 nucleotides. It is a transcript of the gene fdps, whose product is annotated as farnesyl diphosphate synthase (farnesyl pyrophosphate synthetase, dimethylallyltranstransferase, geranyltranstransferase). NCBI's taxonomy places the organism in Eukaryota, Metazoa, Chordata, Actinopteri, Cypriniformes, Danionidae. Bases 117 to 1190 code for a protein of 357 amino acids. The transcript is spliced from 10 exons. Gene Ontology annotation, biological process: trans, trans-farnesyl diphosphate biosynthetic process. Gene Ontology annotation, molecular function: (2E,6E)-farnesyl diphosphate synthase activity; dimethylallyltranstransferase activity. Gene Ontology annotation, cellular component: cytoplasm. The record is from RefSeq and is a predicted model, not a curated record.